Messenger RNA from Micropterus salmoides (largemouth bass), 1033 nucleotides. RefSeq names its product zinc finger protein 679-like. Gene Ontology annotation, biological process: regulation of transcription by RNA polymerase II. Gene Ontology annotation, molecular function: DNA-binding transcription factor activity, RNA polymerase II-specific; RNA polymerase II cis-regulatory region sequence-specific DNA binding. The record is from RefSeq and is a predicted model, not a curated record. NCBI's taxonomy places the organism in Eukaryota, Metazoa, Chordata, Actinopteri, Centrarchiformes, Centrarchidae. The transcript has 2 exons. The coding region runs from base 62 to 511 and encodes 149 amino acids.
CCAUCACUACAGAGUCUGCACGAGCAGCGCAUGCUCCUGGGUCCAGUCUGAUAGAGACGAGAUGGCGGCAGCAGCGUCUAAGAGGAUGAGCGUCCGACAGAGAGUUCCUGCUAAGAGCGACCGGGACCGGACCAGCCAGGAAGUCAGCACCGGGAAACAGAGAGGAAGAGAUGGACUUAAACAACACCACUGUGACAAAUCCUUCAGAACAUCUGGACAGUCAAAGAAUCAUCGGAGAGUUCACGCUGGAGAGAAACCGUACAGCUGUGACCAGUGUGGGAAGGUUUUCUCUACUUUAAGUAAUCUAAAAAGUCACAAAUAUGUUCACAUGGGGGAGAAACCAUACUGGUGUGAGCAGUGUGGGAAAAAUUUUACCCGAUCAUUGGAGCUAAAAAUUCACAUGCGCACUCACACUGGAGAGAAACCGUACCGGUGUGAACAGCGUGGGAAAACAUUUACUCACAGUAAAACCCUGAAACGGCACCAAUGCGGUCACGCUGCAUCGCUGUAAACAUUUUUCAGAGCCAAGCUAGCUCUUGCCUGCUGCCUCCUCCUCAUGCUGUGUUAUAUUGUGAGCUUCUCUUUAAACUGAGAGAUAGACAACAGUAACUUUAUAUUCUGAGCAGCAUGUGCGUUAAUGUGUUAACUGUUUCUACUGAUGUUAUUAUGAAUUCGUAAACAAGUGUCAAUGAACUGAAUUUUUAUACAUUUUUAAUACACUUCAGAUCUCAAACCUGUAAAAUAAUAUUUAAAACUCACCGUUCAGCUGCUGGCACUAUUCCACUAGCACUGCGAGGAAGAAGUGCUUCCUUACCGUCCAUUAAUCUGCCAAGUGCUCAUAAUAUCACUUGGUAAAUAAAAUGUAGGGACUUUAGGAGCCGUCAGCCCUUCCUCUCUGAUCUCUCUGGGACGUCCCAGAUGACCACUCUCUCUCUGGGGAAGUCGGAUAUGAAACUCAGCAGAAGGACAUAAAUCCUUGAGAUGAGUUUUAUUAACCCAAGUGUAAAUAAAUGUACAGUCACUGGUUCAGUAA